GCGCGCCUCCCCUUUAACCCGUCAGCGGUGUGCGCCGCGUCUAAGGCGCUGCGCGGUCGUCUGCGGGGAGAGAAGUUGCUGGGCACUGGACGGAGUUGCGCUCCGCUCUUUUUUUUGCCGGGGGAGCAUCGCCUUGCCGCCGGGACAUGGCUGCGACGCUCGGUUCACGCUAAACCCCAGCGCGGCAUCUCCCCCCCCCUCCCCGACUCACCCCCCAGCAACCCCGAAGAGUCAACGAGAAGAGCUCCCGACGACGACCGCUGCAGCAGCCGCCGCCGCCGCCGCAUCUCGUCGCGGGAAGACCGCGGAGAGACAAAGGCGGACGGGGAACGGGAUCUUCCCGCGACGCCGAGCCCGAUCCGAGGUGGUGCGUGCGCGCGGGCCUCCCCCUCCCGUGGUGAGAGCCCCCGGCCCCGUUGGAUGUACAUGGUGGCCAUGAUGAUGAUGGAUCAGCCGCUGCUGGAGGCUCCUCCUUUGCUGAGUCCAGAGCUGCCGCCGCCGCUCGUCCCGAUGCUCGGCGGUGGGGAGGCCACGCAGCAGGUCAUCCUGGUGCAAGUGAACCCCGGAGAAACCUUCACCAUCCAGGCCGAGGACGGAACGGUGCAAUGCAUCCCCGGUCCCGCCCACGUUCCCAUGAUGUCCACCAAUGGCUCCAUCCCUCCCAUCCACGUCCCUCCGGGCUACAUCUCGCAGAUCAUCGAGGAGAACGGCGUGUGGAAGGUGGUGGUCACCCCGCACCCUCCCGAGUUCCACCCGCACCCGUCCAUGCACCCGCCGCCGCCGCCGCUGCCUCCGUACAUGCAGCACCACCCGCCGCUGCUCACUGCGCCGCCGCCGCACGCCAUGUACCCGCCGCCGGGGCCCGCCGGAGAGAUGCCGCCCCCGUUCAUGGCCCACCACCCGCCGCCGCCGCCGCCGCCCCCGCCGCCGCACGCCAUGUACACCGAGCAAGAAGCGAUACCGCCCCCGCUGAGGCCCAACUACUACCAGGACCGUCUCAUCAGCGGCAAGCCGCACGGCAAGAAGCUGGGCAAACCGGAGCGGCUCGGCGGAGGAGAGAGGAUGAGCAAGGAGGGCAAAGCGACGGGGAGCAGCCCGCCAAACUCUCCGCAGAACGGCGGCAAACCAUCGGGCAGCAGCUCCUCCAGCUCCUGCACGCCGUCGGGGUCGCCGCCGGGGUCAUCGUCCUCCUCCCUGUCCUCGCUGGCCCUGUCUUCGUCGCCCUCGUCGUCGCUGUCGUCCUCCUCGUCGUCGUCACCGCCGCACAAGCCCGCGCACGCUGGGCCGCCGGGCUCGCCGCGCCAGGGCGGCCACCACGGCCACCACCACGGCCAGCCGCCGUCGCACCAGCCGCACCAGCACCAGCCGCACCACCACCACCACCAUCACCACCACCAGCAGCCGCCGCCGCCGCUGCUCCACCAGCUGCAGCAGAGCCACCACCCGCUGUCGCAUCACGGCAUGCCGCCGCCGCCGCCCCACCACCACCAGCAGCAGCAGCAGCACCAGCAGCAGCACCAGCAGCACAAGGCGGCGCAGCAGCCGCUGUCGGCGUCGCCGGCGCACGGCACGGUGAUAAACGGGUGCUCGCAGCGCGUGCUGCCCUGCAACGGAGGCAUCGCGGGAGGGCGCAGGACGGACAGGCGGUCGCGCGGCAGCCCACGGCACACGGACGGCCAGGACGCACACUGCGGUGAGACAGAUGUGGAACUCAGAAAACCGCAAGACGCCGCGAGUUCCAUCGGAAGACCGCAGGUGACGAACGUGCAGGCGCGGUCGGCGCUGCUUUCCUGGUCGCCGCCGGCUCCUCCGCCGGCGCCCAUCACCAACGGCCACCGUCCUUGCCCCGGUGGCGGGGGCGGAGGGGGCUCCCCGCUGCACUCGCCGCCGUGCCCCCGCCGCUACGAGGUGUCCAUCUCCGAGUCGGGCGGCGGCGGGGCCUACCAGGUCAUCUACAGCGGAGAAGACCGUGAGAUCUGCGUGCGGGACCUGCGGCCGGCCACCGACUACCACGUCCGCGUGAGCACGGUGUGCGCCUCGGCGAGGGGCUCCUGCUCGGACUCCGUGGGCUUCACGACGCACGGCUGCGUCCCCGACCCCCCCGCGGCCCCCCGACUCACGCAGCGCAACAAGACGUCACUCGUGCUGCACUGGAAGGCGCCUGUGGACAACGGCUCGAAGAUCACGGGAUACCUGCUCGAGUGGGACGAGGGCAAGCGGAGCAACGCGUUCCGGGAGUGUUACUCCGGUUCACAGAAGCAGUGCCGGCUUGGCAGCCUGCAGCCGGCGCAGGGCUACACGUUCCGGCUGGCAGCGCGCAACGACCUGGGCACCAGUGGCUUCAGCGAGGAGGUGUGUUUCCAAACGUCGGGCAGCGCGCCCCCGUGCCCCGCGCCGCCCCGGCUGCUCCGCGCCUCGCCGUCCUGGCUCAUCCUGCAGUGGGCCCGCCCCCAGCACGACUCCUCGUCCGACGGCGCGCUCUCCUACCUGCUCGAGAUGGAAGAGGAGGAGGAGGAGCAGGAGGCGGCGGAGCGGGCGGCCAGGGAGCGAGGUGGCGGCGGCGGUGGCGGGGAGGCGGACGUGCCGAUCUGCGGGUUCCAGGCGCGGUACACGGGCACGGAGCUGAGCUGUACGGUCAGAAACCUGUGCCGCGGCUCCCGCUAUCGAUUCAGGUUGUUCUCGUGCUCGGUGGACGGACGCAGCUGCCCCAGCGACGUGGUGACGUUCAGCACGGCGCCCGACCGGCCCGGCCCGCCCGCCCGGCUGCACGCUCGUGGCGACGCGACGGCCCACGGAUUCACCGCCGCCUGGGAUCCACCCAAGGAGAACGGCGGUGCGGACGUGAUGCGCUACCAGCUGGAGAUGGCCGAGGGCAGCGCCAGCGCAGGGGUGGUGGGCGACUGGCGCGUGGUCUACACUGGUCUGGACCGUGAGCACGCGUUCACCACGGCCUCCCCGGGCUCCCUCUACCGUCUCCGCGUGACCUGCGUGACCGCGGGUGGCACCAGCCAAUGCUCCGAGGUGCUCGCCGUGGAGACGCCGGCGGUGGCGCCGGGCAAGUGCUGCCCCCCCGACCUCGCACGGGACCCCGAGCCCGAGCAGCUUCACCUGCGAUGGGCCGCGCCCGGCCACGACGGCGGGGCGCCCGUCAGCUGCUACCGCCUGGAAAUGCGGCCCGUGGCGCCCGUCUCGGAGGACGAGGAGGGCGACGACGACGACGACGGUGACGACGGCGAUGACGACGACGAGGCAGAGGAGGCGGCGGAGGGGCAGCAGAAGCAGCCGGCGGAGGCCGGAGCGGCGGAGGAGACGGACGACGCGGCGGCGGCGUACGUGGGCCCCGACACGGAGUGCGUGCUGGAGAGCCUCCUGCCGGGCCGCGUCUACACCGUGCGCGUGCGAGCCACCAACUCCGCCGGGCACGGGGUGUUUUCUGAGUUCUCCGAGUUCCGGACCGCAGCCUCGUGUCCCGCACGCUGCUUGACGCCCGUCGUCACCUCCGUGCACGCCACCUGUGCCUCUGUGUGCUGGGAGGAGACGGAGUGCAAUGGAGCGGAGUGUUCCGAGUACCGCCUGGAGUGGCGUGGAACUGGGGAUCUGUUCCGUCCCGUCUACUGCGGCCUCCAACGGAGCUACGAGGUGCACGGGCUGGUGCCCGCCACGCACUACUACUGCCGCGUGCAGGCGGUGAAUGCGGUGGGGCCGGGUCCUUUCAGCACCGAGGGCGUCUACGUCACUCCGGCCUGGGUGCCUGGCGCGGUUCCGUCACUCCGCCUGAUGGACCCAGAGGAGGAGAAGUUGGGGUCUGCGGAGGGAGCGUCGCCGGAGGUUGAGUCUCAGGCUUCACCACCCUCCACCUGCCUAUUGGCCGGCUGGGAGGCUCCGCCCUCCAAUGGCGCACCGAUCCUGGGAUACACCCUACACCUGACUGGCCGAGGACAGAUGGAGGGGGAAGGGUCAGCGGAGAAGGCGUGGCCACUGCUGUCCGUUAGGGGCGGAGCCAACACACGUCACGUGAUACGAAACCUGCAACCGGACAACGAGUACAGCGUGCGCGUGCAGGCCGUGAACGCCCUGGGCGCGGGGCCGCUGGGAGCCCGUGCCGUGGGCCGAACGAGGCCCCAGCCGCCGGCGCCUCCGCGCCUCGAGUGCGCCCCACCGGGACCCCACAGCCUCAAGCUGCGCUGGGGCGAGAGCCUGGGCCGCCCGGCCACCGGAGGGGCGGCCGCCGCGGCCGUGGCAGUGGCGGCGGGAGGGUCGAUGGCGGAGCCCACGCACUACGUGCUGGCCGCGGAGGACACGCAGGGCAGACUGACCGUUGUCUACUCGGGGCCCUGCCACACGUACAAGGUGCAGAGGCUGCAGGAGAGCACCGAGUACAGGUUCCGCAUCCAGGCCUCCAACCAGGCCGGCCGGGGCCCGUACUCCCAACUCCACAGCUUCACCACCGGCAAGGCCAUCCCCCCCGCGCCGAAAGCUCCACGCGUGACUCAGCUGGAGGGCAGCCGGUGCGAGGUCUCCUGGGACCCCGUGCCCCCCAUGAGCGGUGACCCCCUCCUCUACUGCCUCUACCUCCACAGCCCCCGCGACUCCGAGUACAAGCAGGUUUACAAGGGGAUGGCUACCUCCUUCCAGAUCCCAGGCCUCCACUUUAACAACGAGUACAGGUUCCGCGUGUGCGCCUCGCGCCAGAGUGUCUGCACCAGCAGCGGGGGCGACUCCCUGGCUGCUCCCACACAGACGGAGCUGGUGGGGCAGCCGAGCCCCUCGGCCAGCUUCGUGCCCCGCCGUCCCGAGGCUGCCCAGUCAGGCGAGCCGCUAGGCCUCGGUGAGGCCGCUGGCCCCGACCAAUUUCAAAACGGUGACGAGCGCUUCGCGGCGCUCAUUUUGCUGGGCUUCGGAGCGAGCUCCCUCUUCAUCGCCUUCAUCAUCCAGCUGCUCAUCAUGUAAAUCCCAAAGGGUCAGCUUGAUGUCGAGGGAAGAUUCCACCAUGUUUGUUUUUGGUAUGACAUGUUUUUUCCCCCCCAUAAACAAACCAAUAGACCGUUCUUAUUUUUCCGGUCUCGCACGCAGAAAGGUUGAUAGAGCUUGGCCGGUUUGCGCCGCCGCCACGAACUCAAAACGGACUUUGCGCUCCGCUACUUUCUGCGGUGUAGGGUCAGUUCCGGAGGUCGUCGUAUUCCGUUUGUUGUCGUAGCGAUUGUUUUUGUUUUCCCGUACUCGCGUAACCUUGACAUAAUUCCACAAAAAUGCUGUACGCGCUUUGGUAGACGCGAAGAGCGAUUUCUAAGAGAUGUGGAUGCCACGACCAAACCAAUGCAGACUCGCCUUUGUAUGAACGGUAGGAUGCUACGCUAUGCAAAUGUAAGAGGAAAAAUAAAAAGUAAAUCCGCUAGAGAUCUUGAGAGCAACUGCACGAUGUUGCCAUUUCCAAGCAGCAGUAGCCUCGUCCGAAAAGCCGCGGUAAUACCAGUACCAGAUUGUCACCUCCGGUGGUGGGUUUUUCGAACACGUGGGAGGUUUCGAGGCCACCCGUGUACGUACGCUUUGCUGCUUUCUUCGUUUAAAAGUCACUCGCGGUGAUCGUUUGAUGAAAGAUGUCGCGAUGGCGAGCGAAGCGGCCUCAGCAUGCGACCUCUGCCUUGUGCGGCAGUUUUAUACGUUUUUGAACCGACCGUAAAAAGGAGGGCACGGCAAAAGAUUAUAACGAUGAAUAUGCCUUGGCAUAAAAAAAAAAACCCUUUAGAUGAUAUCAAGUGCCUGACUGCAUAUCACGUCGACGUAUAUGCGUCUGUAAAUCAGAUGAUAUUCAGUGGGAAAGCUUUAUAUGGUGAUUACCGUUAUUAUAUAUACUUGCAAUGUCAGUGGUGCCUUGUUUGAAAAAGGAGAGGGGCCGGAAAAAGACACAACAAUAAAUGAGAGGGGGUGGGGGGGGGAAACUAUGAAAACUAGCCUGCACAUUUGAAUUAUUAUUUGAGGUUGUGAUUUAUAUUUUUUUGCGGGGGGGGGGGGGUCCGGGGUGGGAAAAAGCACUUUUUAUGUAGCAAGCUAUAGAACUGCCAGUGAAUGUGAGCUCGCGUCGCGAUCUGGGUGCGUCUGCUGCCCCUUGUGACCAAAUUGGAAGGUUCCCCCAUUUGGGGGUGAGGAGGUGGGGAGGCUUCUUGAACAAACAAAAAAUUAAGUCAGGAUUCGAGGCGGCAUUAAUUCCAGCCUUGGUGUCACUUUGAGAUCGCACAACUGGACUCUGCCAAGAGACGUGGGUUGCUAACAUUCAGAGCAUGAACCUUUUUAUUUUUUCAACGAAAUGCUGUUAUUUUAAUUGUAUUGCAAUUUAAUGUGUUUUUUUUGCCUUAAUUAUAUAUGGCGGCAUCCUUUUAUAUGUAUACUGUUCCAUACAGGUAAUUUUAUUGCAUGUCAAGUUAAAAUCGAUAUUGGCUGUUUUAUAGAGAAUUAUGAUAAUGGUAAAAACAUAAGAGCCUUAAUGAUAAUAAUACCCUGGAAAUCCUUGCAAACGAGAUGCUCCAUCUCACGGGAAUAACCCAGGUGAAAUAUUUUAACUAAAUGAAUACAAAUUUUUUAUGUGUAGCUUCAUAGUGUGCAAGUACAUGGCGAAUAUGGGUUGCAAGAUGGUACAAGGUUUGUUCCUGAUUUUCAUGGUUGAUCUUCAACCGUUAGCAUGUCACGCCAAUUUGUAUUCCAUCGUUUGUAAAAGGGCUGUGAACUCGUAGUUGCUAGCUAGCUUGAGGCCUUCCGGCCUGGUUGAGGCCUGAGCCAACGGGGGGGGGGGGGGGGCUACGCAGGAGAGAGGCCUUAACCAAAAUACAGCGGCAGGUGAGAUGGUAUCGUAACACAAGAGGAAACUUUUGCAAACUCGUUGCCAAAACCCUCAUCUUGUUGCCCGCCCUUCCUCUAUGCAUUUUAUUAACCGGUAUUUCUGUUUUUAACUAUCAUUUCUUAAAGUCGAGUAUUUAUCCUGCAAAAGAAUGCCGUCGGCAACGCGGCGGUGUGCUUGGACAGAAACGCGCUCUGCUAAGAAACACUCGACAGAACUUGCUGUAAGGCUCUCUUAUAUUUGCACAGCUGCUGGUCCCAACACUAGUUCAUUAAACCACGUUUUUUGGCACAUUUUUGGGCCCUUUUUUUACAUUCAUCUAUAUAUGUAUCCAGUAUUAAAUGAUGUUGCUUUUGUUUUUUUCGUUCCGUUUUUUAUAUCCUCCCCUCUUUUUCUUAUAUUUCUAUUUUUUGUUGUUGUCGUGCGUGCGUGCGUUUGUUUUCUCAAGUCAUACAUUUCAAGCUUUGCCCCCCCCCCUCCUCCUCAUCCCUCUCCUCCCCCAAAGGUCGUUACUGCCACGUUGAUCGAGCGGAGUCGUAUUCCUACCUGACGAGUUAUCAAGUGUGUGGGUGGGGGGUGGUUUAGCUCUGGUUGGAAAAGAAACGAAACGCCAUCGCGGACCGCGUGCGUAAAUCACUAUUCGCUCACGAUGAAUAUUAACGUCUUGAUUGCUGCUAAAUCUUAAAGGCUUCUCGGUCCCCCUCGCCGCCCCAAGAGCGUCGUGUCAAGAAGACCGAGUCGAGCGCUGGCUUCCCCGUUUGUCUCCCAAUGUUCUCCCAUGUCAGAAACGGUUCUCUACUCCGACCAAGCUUUAAGUAUGGAUGCGAACGCGUCCAGUCCAGUUGUUGUUGUAGGGUUGUUGACAAGUUAGCCCUGUGCUGGCGAGAAGGAGGGUGGGAAAAAUCCAUUUAUUUUCUUUUAAGGCUUAAAAUAAAUAAAUAAAUACCAUCUCUUUACCAAAAAACGAAAAACUGCUGGACAACACGUUGCAUGUCUCGGUUAAUUUUUUGUGCAUCAAAGAAUUGUUUAUCCGUUUUUUUUUCUUCUGGUUUUUUGUAUGCAUGCGGUCGAGGUGUCGGCGAGUGUAGUGGUGGUGCGGACGCUUUUUGUCCGCUGUCCGCACGCCCUCCCUUCAACGCUCGCACGUUCACACGUUCACAAAACAACAGCGGCAAGAAGAACCCUCUUUCCCCCCUGCGUUUGCGUCCCUUAACCGCUCGACUUUUUUUCGAAGCUCAACCUCUCGUGUCUAUUUAAGUUGUUGCCGGAGCUGUCCCCCACGAUGCCGGUGUCUCGACGAAACCGGUCGAUGUUGGAAGAAUGCUUGCCAAAGUGUAUCCGAGUGUAGCUGCUUUACCGAUGGAUUUACGGAAACGUUAUGGUGCUUGAAAAUAAUCCCCUCUCCUUCCCCCUUUGUCCCCUGAGCUGAGCCAAUCUACUGCACAUUUACCGCGUGGCUUUGCAAACGGUUGGUCUUGACGAACGGAGGAAAGUCAUUUGGUGGGUGUUAUAUAUAGAAUUUUUUUGUUUUACUUUCGAACGAAACGGCUUUGGCAACGCGUGUGCGGUCCACGCGAGCCGUGUAAGGAGGAGUCGCAACAACCUCUCCGUCUGAGCGCGGCUGAGCGGGAGGGUGAGCGAGCACGUCCAUGCACCUCCGUGCGUUUAGACGGCUUUUUUUUACACUUGUACGUUCUUUCGUCACAGGCGUAACGAAUAAAAAAGAAACACUUUAAGAAAAAAGUCGCGCCAUACAGAAACGCAAACGCGUAGCCUUGCAUCGACGAAGUCUGCAGCGAGGCAAAUGACCCAUGUGGAAUCUCGCAGAAGCAGCAGAUGCAGGGCUGCCAUGACGCGCGUUGUCAAUGGCAGGUGCACGGUCGGUAUCAAAUCGUUCAAUGUUUGUGGGCGCAUCUUGAUGACCCCCCCCCCAUUUAGAAUGUGACCGUAAGACUCAAUUCUUGUAACCUAUGAACACCGCACUCGACACCAUUUACUUGAGCGUCUGUGGGACUUUCCUGCAACUGGGUGGGAUGGGGGGGGGCGUUAGGAGUGGGUUUGGGAGUUGCAAUCAGGUGCGGAGUGUGGGGAGGCCUUUGGAGAAGAUCCUGCGUAUAGCGCGCACGACCCCGCAAGGUGAAAUCGUCACAGGUUCAAGGCGUGUUGCUAGCAGGAGUUGGCACCGUUACCUCUCUAAACAGAACAACGAACCCGAACCGUCACUUUUUUUUUUAAUCCCAAAUGAAACACAAAAACAUUCAAUAUUAAGUUGAGCUCUUUAUUAUUAUCAGUGCAAUUUUUGUUUUAAGUUCCACAUUUUACCGUUGCUGUUUUAUUCUUUGUAUUUAUUGUGAUUCCGCUGAAAGAACAAUGAGAGUGUGCGUGCGUGCGAUUUGCUAAUUUGUUACGGUUUUAACUUCUCGUAGUCUCCUAAGCUUUUCGCGAGUUUAAACUUAAAGCCUCAGACGGCGACAUUAGUUCAUCUAUUCCACGUAGCCAUUUCUUCUCGUCGUCGCUUCUCUGUCAUUAUUAUUCCUUGGGGGGGGCAGGGGGGGGAACCUUCGGUGCGUGUAAGACAUCGCUCAUUUACAUCAUCUACAGACACACACAAAAAAAAUUCGCUUUGAAAUUGUACGUGUAGACAAUGUUUACAGAUAGCAAUGCAUUUCAUUUGGCCGUUUGUAAGGGUUCGGGUGAAAACGCCAGUUGUGCCUUCCUAUUCGAAUAUGCUUGCAGAAUCUGUUAAUCCAGCCCAUUGCCCUCCUAUCCGUAAGCUUUCGCUUGAGGGGACAUUUAACAAACAAACAAAAGUAUAUAUAUUUGUACCUGAAAACUUUAAACAAAAAAAAUUACGACAAAAAAAUAUGAAUUUAUUUAGCUAAAAGUAUUUUCGUAAAACAUUUCUCACGGUUCAGCCACAUUUCCAGAUCGUCAUCAAAAUUUAAAGUAAGACCUUUGUUUUUUGUUGGGAAAUUAAGUUGAAAUUUUCUCAAAUUUCGUUUUUUUUUGUAUGCAGAAUCAAGGCGCUUAAUUGUGCUGUGGAUACAAUUUUCAUGCCAACGUUUGAAGAAGGGCAAGUGGCUCGUUUUGAAUGUUUUAUUAAGUUGGAUUUUUUUGGAGUAACUAAUUGAAAAUGUUAACGGGGUAAUCAAAACAGAGCUGAUUGAAAAAUUAAGCCGUCCGUUGGUGCUGUCGGGACAGUUGUGUUAAUGUCGCGUGGAGAGUCUCUGCGAGGGACGAUUUUACAUUCCAUACAAAAGUUGAUUUUGUUUUAACCGGGCGAGAAAGUCGGACGCGGUCUCUCGUCGGCUAGACCGAGGGGGGUGGGGGCAAUGACCUCCCCGUGACCCCCCGUGGCCCCCCGUGGCCCCCCGUGACCCCCCGUGACCCGCUUUGCAGCGGCUGCCGUUCCGUUUGAGAAAUCACGGCGAGACUCAGCACCGCGUGGCUUCGUCGAGAGGACGAACAAUUGUCAACACCAAUAAGCAGCAGCAGCAGAUAAGACCGCUGUUACCUCAUUAACCGCGAACAUUCCAGCGAUUAAAAGAAACACAAACAUUUAAUACAAUAAAUAAAAACUAAACGACCACCCCAACUCCUUUAGACGCUUUUUCGCGAGAGGCUGAUCAAUGGCACCCUCCACCAGAAUCUGGACACUACAAGUGACACGCGCGAGUCGAGCCUUGCAGUCUUAACAUACGUAUUGCUGCCAUAAUAAUGUACUAUAUAGAUCCUGCAAAUAAUACUUUUUAAGUAUGUAUGUAAGACGUUACCUUUAUCUGUAGCUAAUAUAUGUAUAAAUAUAUAUUGUUAUCAUAUCAACAAUAAAAGUUGUAUCGAGA
Messenger RNA from Lethenteron reissneri (Far Eastern brook lamprey), 10674 nucleotides. Its product is annotated as fibronectin type III domain-containing protein 3B-like. Lineage: Eukaryota; Metazoa; Chordata; Hyperoartia; Petromyzontiformes; Petromyzontidae. The record is from RefSeq and is a predicted model, not a curated record. Gene Ontology annotation, molecular function: protein binding.